CAUCGAGCCUCCAAGGAUGAUGGCAAAGGUCAAGAUGAGCCGGCCAUCCUGGAGACGGAGGACAUGAGGAUGCCAGACCCGGACACCAUCUCACUCGCAUCAGUCACUGCCGUCACAACCAAUGUCUCCAAUAAGAGAUCAAAGCCUGACAUCAAGAUUGAGCCUAGUGCUGGAAGACCAGUGGAUUUCCAAGUCAGUGUCACUGUUAUAGAGGCCAGACAGCUGGUGGGUCUGAACAUGGAUCCAGUGGUGUGUGUAGAAAUCGGUGAUGACAAAAAAUACACCUCAAUGAAGGAGUCGACCAACUGCCCUUAUUACAAUGAGUACUUCGUUUUUGACUUCCACGUUCCUCCUGAUGUCAUGUUUGACAAGAUCCUGAAAGUGUCUGUUAUCCACUCUAAGAAUCUUUUGCGAAGUGGCACGCUGGUCGGGAGCUUCAAGCUUGAUGUGGGCACAAUUUAUACACAACCUGAACAUCAGUUCUUCCACAAAUGGGCCACUUUAUGUGACCCCGAUGAUAUCACUGCUGGAUGCAAAGGCUAUGUCAAGUGUGACAUCGCAGUUGUGGCAAAGGGCGACACUAUCAAAACUCCACACAAGACAAAUGAAACAGACGAGGAUGACAUUGAGGGUAAUCUUCUGUUGCCGGAAGACGUCCCGGCUGAGCGUCAAUGGGCAAGAUACUAUGUGAAAAUCUACCGAGCCGAGGGGUUGCCCAAAAUGAACACCAGCAUAAUGGCAAAUGUAAAAAAAGCUUUCAUUGGAGAAAAUAAGGACUUGGUUGAUCCGUAUGUCCAAGUGCUAUUUGCAGGGCAGAAGGGUAAAACUUCAAUUCAGAAGAGCAGCUAUGAGCCGAUUUGGAAUGAGCAGAUCGUUUUCACUGAGCAGUUUCCACCUCUGUGCCGGAGAAUGAAAGUCCAGAUCCGUGAUUCGGAUAAAGUGAACGAUGUGGCCAUCGGAACACACUUCAUUGACCUGCGGAAGAUUGCUAAUGAUGGAGACAAAGGCUUUCUUCCAACUCUUGGGCCGGCUUGGUCCAACAUGUACGGCUCCACACGCAGCUACACACUCAUGGACGAGUACCAGGACCUGAAUGAAGGAGUAGGGGAAGGGGUGUCUUUCAGGGCCCGGUUGCUGAUCAGUCUGGCCGUGGAGAUACUGGACACCUCCUCUCCUGAAGUAAUGAGCUCCACUGAGGUGCAAGUGGAGGGGAUACCCAACAUCUCAGAUAAUGCCACGGGAAAAAUUGAAGAGUUCUUUCUCUUUGGAUGUUUCCUUGAAGCCACUAUGAUUGACAGGAAGAUUGGAGACAAACCCAUCAACUUUGAGGUUACAAUAGGAAACUACGGCAGUGAAGUCGAUACCCCAACCAAGCCAAAAACAAAGAAGAAGAAGGGUGGCGAUGGAGAUGAUGAGGAGUCUGAACUCAUUUACGGCUCCAGUGACGACGAGGUGGAUGAUGGUGGAGAUAUGACAUCAGUUUCCACCUCUCCUCCAAUGAAGCCAGUCAUCACUGACAGAAACUAUUUCCACCUGCCGUACUUUGAGAGGAAGCCCUGCAUCUAUAUCAAGAGCUGGUGGCAGGACCAAAGAAGACGACUUUAUAAUGCUAACAUCAUGGACAGAAUUGCAGAUAAAUUGGAAGAAGGGUUGAAUGAUGUGCAGGAGAUCAUUAAAACAGAGAAAGCCUAUCCUGAGCGCAGACUCAGAGGAGUCCUGGAGGAACUCAGCAGUGGCUGCAGUACCUUUGUAACUUUGGCAAACAAUGAUCAGAAUCAGGCUGGGAAGACUAAACUGGACCGGGAGAGACUGAAAUUAUGCAUGCAGGAAUUGGAAAACAUGGGUCAGCAAGCAAAGAAUAUGCGAUCCCAAGUAAAGAAAAGCAAUGUGAAAGACAAAAUAAAACUGGCACAAAACUUCCUCCUCAAGCUGAGAUUCUUGUCUGAUGAGCCUCAGCAUAGUGUUCCAGAUAUUUACAUAUGGAUGAUAAGCAACAACAAACGCAUUGCAUAUGCCCGUGUUCCCUCCAAAGACAUCCUCUUCUCUUCUGUGGAUGAAGAAACCGGAAAGGACUGUGGGAAAGUCCAGACCAUCUUUUUCAAGCUCCCUGGUAAGAAAAGCUUUGGACCUGCAGGCUGGACCGUUCAGGCUAAAACUGAGCUGUAUCUGUGGCUCGGCUUGAACAGGCAGCGUAAGGACUACUUGAGCGGCCUGCCAAAUGGGUUUGAGGAGAACAAGGCAGUAAAGGGGCCUGGCAUGUCUUCACCCCCUAUAAGCCUGAUGUACACAAUGAAGCAGAUCUUCCAGCUGAGGAUUCACAUGUAUCAGGCUCGCAGUCUGUUUGCGGCUGACAGCUCUGGCCUGUCAGACCCUUUUGCCAGGGUAUUUUUUUCCACCCACAGCCAGGUCACAGAGGUCCUGAAUGAGACGUUGUGUCCUACAUGGGAUCAGUUGCUGGUGUUUGAUAAUGUGGAGCUCUAUGGUGAGGCUGGUGAACUGAGAGAUGAUCCUCCUAUAAUCGUCAUCGAGAUCUAUGAUCAGGACACUGUCGGAAAAGCUGAUUUCAUGGGUAGGACAUUCGCAAAACCUAUAACCAAGAUGUCAGACGAGCAUUAUGGGCCGCCACGCUUCCCUCCUCAACUAGAGUAUUACCAGAUCUACCGGGGAAACUGCACUGCAGGAGAAAUGCUGGCGGCCUUUGAACUGCUGCAGGUGCAUCUGAUAGGAACAAGAAACUGUUUAAAUCUUAGUCUGUCUAUUGGACCAGCUGGAAAGGCCGACCUGCCCCCAAUAGAUGGACCUUCCGAUAUCGAUCGUGGUCCAAUCCUGCCUGUUCCUAUUGGCAUAAGACCUGUCUUGAGUAAAUACCGAAUUGAGGUUCUUUUCUGGGGUCUGAGGGACCUGAAGCGAGUGAAUCUGGCUCAAGUAGACCGCCCCCGUGUGGACAUCGAGUGUGCAGGGAAAAGUGUUCAGUCAGCGCUGAUUCAGAACUACAAGAAAAACCCCAACUUCAGCACUCUGGUGAAGUGGUUUGAAGUGGACCUGCCAGAAAACGAGCUCCUCCAUCCUCCUCUGAACAUCCGCGUGGUGGACUGCCGGGCGUUUGGUCGUUACACACUAGUUGGCUCUAAUGCCGUCACAACUCUACGCAAGUUCAUUUACAGGCCAUCGGACAAGAGUGUCAAUAACUGGUCUGCCAUGGGUGUGUAUCCAGAGAUAAAAGCUGUUCUUUUCUGGGGUCUGAGGGACCUGAAGCGAGUGAAUCUGGCUCAAGUAGACCGCCCCCGUGUGGACAUCGAGUGUGCAGGGAAAAGUGUUCAGUCAGCGCUGAUUCAGAACUACAAGAAAAACCCCAACUUCAGCACUCUGGUGAAGUGGUUUGAAGUGGACCUGCCAGAAAACGAGCUCCUCCAUCCUCCUCUGAACAUCCGCGUGGUGGACUGCCGGGCGUUUGGUCGUUACACACUAGUUGGCUCUAAUGCCGUCACAACUCUACGCAAGUUCAUUUACAGGCCAUCGGACAAGAGUGUCAAUAACUGGUCUGCCAUGGAGGAGGUUGUGAUCCACACAGAGCCAGAACCAGCUGUGAAGAAAACCGAGACAGUGGUCAAACUCGACUCAGCGUCUGAUGCUGUGGUUAAGGUCGAUAUGCCAGAUGAUGAGAAAGGUGAGAAAGGGAAAAAGAAGCGGAAGAAGGGCGAAGAGGUGGAAGAGGAGGAGCUGGAUGAAAGCAUGCUGGACUGGUGGUCCAAAUACUUUGCCUCGAUUGAAACACUGAAAGAGAUCAUUAAAGUGCACGAGGCAGACGCUGAAGAAAAGGAAGACUUUGACUCUGGAGAGGGGACCAAGAAAAGGAGAGGAAAAGGAAACAAGAACAAAGCCAUGCCUGGCCAAGGAGUACCAGAGAAGAAGAAGCACAAAAUUGAAGAGCUGAAGAUGUACAACAGAGAGCUUGAAUAUGAGUUUAACACCUUUGAAGAUUGGCUUCACACUUUUAACCUUUAUCGAGGCAAGUGUUCAGAUGAUGCUGACGUCGAGCAGAAUGCAGCUGAUGAAGACAGACUUAUUGGCAAAUUCAAGGGAUCCCUGUGCAUCUACAAAGUCCCAGCAUCGGAUGACAUGUCCAGAGAAAUGGGCUUUGAUUCUAACAUGGGCAUGUUCCAGAACAUCCCACACAACGACCCCAUUAACGUCCUCGUCCGAGUCUAUGUGGUCAGGUACGGCCCCGGGGGACGAGUGAAAGUGGUGAACAGAGUUUACACGGGCCCGACUGAAAUUGAGGAUGAAAAUGGACUGAAGAAACAGACGGAUGAGCACCUGGCUCUUGCUGUGCUAAACCGCUGGGAAGAUAUGCCAAGGAUCGGCUGCAAACUCGUCCCAGAUCACGUGGAGACGAGGCCUCUCUUGAAUCCGGAUAAACCUGGGAUGGAGCAGGGGAGGAUUGAGUUGUGGGUGGACAUGUUCCCGAAGGAUAUGCCUGCGCCUGGACCCGCUCUCGAUAUUUCACCAAGGAAGCCAAAGAAGUUCGAGCUCAGGGUGAUCGUGUGGAACACGGACGAAGUCGUUCUGGAGGACGAUGACAUUUUCACAGGGGAAAAAUCCAGUGACAUAUUUGUUAGAGGAUGGCUAAAAGGCCAACAAGAAGACAAGCAGGACACAGACGUCCACUAUCACUCUCUGACCGGAGAGGGCAAUUUCAACUGGCGCUUCGUUUACCCCUUCGACUACCUACAGGCUGAAGAGAAAAUCGUCAUCUCAAAGAAAGAGUCCAUGUUUUCUUGGGACGAGACUGAGUAUAAAAUUCCUGCCCGACUGAAUUUGCAAGUGUGGGAUGCGGAUCACUUCUCUGCAGACGACUUCCUGGGCGCAAUUGAACUAGACCUGAACCGAUUUCCUCGUGGUGCGAAGACAGCGAAGCAGUGCUCCAUUGACAUGGUGCUUAACGAGCAAGACAUGCCCAUGGUCAACAUCUUCAAACAGAAGAGAAUUAAAGGCUGGUGGCCAUUUGUGGCCAGAGAUGAAAAUGAUGAGUUGGAAAUUACAGGGAAAGUAGAAGCAGAGCUUCACCUGCUGACAGGCGAGGAGGCCGAGAAGAGUCCUGCUGGUGAAGGGCGCAAUGAACCAGAGCCUCUGGAGAAACCAAACCGCCCCGACAUUACAUUGCUGUGGUUCCUUAGCCCGCUAAAGGCAAUUCACCAUCUCAUCUGCAACCAGUACAAGUGGCUGGUCAUCAAAAUUGUGUUGGCGCUGAUGCUUCUUGCCAUUCUGGCCCUGUUCCUCUACAGUAUGCCUGGCUAUAUGGCCAAGAAACUCCUGGGGGUCUGAGAGAUUCAAUCAGAGCUUAAUCUCUUCUGCAAUAAGUUUGAAAUGCAUGAAUUGAACAUGAUUUGUAUGUCUGCAUUUGGCGAAAUAAAGACAUCA
This is a messenger RNA of Sinocyclocheilus grahami, 5421 nucleotides long. RefSeq names its product otoferlin-like. The transcript has 41 exons. NCBI's taxonomy places the organism in Eukaryota, Metazoa, Chordata, Actinopteri, Cypriniformes, Cyprinidae. Gene Ontology annotation, molecular function: AP-2 adaptor complex binding; calcium ion binding. Gene Ontology annotation, biological process: plasma membrane organization; synaptic vesicle priming. Gene Ontology annotation, cellular component: presynaptic active zone membrane; synaptic vesicle membrane. The record is from RefSeq and is a predicted model, not a curated record. The coding region runs from base 64 to 5325 and encodes 1753 amino acids.